This is a messenger RNA of Aspergillus uvarum CBS 121591, 1505 nucleotides long. Its product is annotated as putative mitochondrial dicarboxylate carrier protein. Gene Ontology annotation, molecular function: oxoglutarate:malate antiporter activity. The record is from RefSeq and is a predicted model, not a curated record. NCBI's taxonomy places the organism in Eukaryota, Fungi, Ascomycota, Eurotiomycetes, Eurotiales, Aspergillaceae. The transcript has a single exon. Gene Ontology annotation, biological process: transmembrane transport. The coding region runs from base 388 to 1455 and encodes 355 amino acids.
UAAAUUAUCCGCCGCCGCCUCCUCCUCCUCAAGCUCCCUCUUUACCCCCCACCCCCCUCCUUUUGCUUGCAUCGCCUUCUUUCAUCCACGGUAAGUAGCUUCGGCUUUCCCCUCUUGGCUGAUCCCCGGAUGGUCUUGUGAAAGUGCCUGGCCAGGCCCCAACUGUUUUUGCCUGGGGCAUUGCCUUCAUACAUUGAUUGAUUCCAAGCUUCUUUGUUUCCCCACCCCGCUUUUCCUCGUGUUGUCUUAGCUUUAUAUUCAUUCCCUGCCGGUCGUCUCGACAUUUCAUUCAAUCGGAGCAGCAUCUUCUUCAGCAGCAUUGACCAUUGAUCCUAGACACUGACAAUAACCAAUAGGUCUGGAGUGAACCCCGACUCCUCCCUCACCAUGGCUUCGACUACAACCACCACCACAACCCCAGCUGUUGCCGCCGCCGCCGCCGCCGCCAAAGAACCUCAGCCCGCCAUGGACUUCCUUCAUCACCCCUACACUCGUGCGGCGCUUCCCUUCGUCAAUGGUGGUCUUGCUGGCAUGACCGCCACCGUCGUCAUCCAGCCCAUUGACAUGAUCAAAGUCCGUCUGCAAUUAGCCGGCGAGGGUGUUCGCACCGGACCUCGUCCCUCGGCUUUUGGCGUCGCUCGCGACAUCAUCGCGUCGGGCAAGGUACUCGAUCUUUACACUGGUCUAUCUGCCGGACUCCUUCGUCAAGCCGUGUACACUACCGCCCGCCUGGGUUUCUUCGACACCUUCAGCAAAGCCCUCAACAAGCGCGCAGAGGCUGCUAACCGGAAGGUCACCUUUGCCGAACGCGCGGGGGCCGGGUUGACUGCUGGUGGUAUUGCAGCCAUGAUUGGCAACCCAGCCGAUUUGGCCCUGGUCCGUAUGCAAUCGGACGGCCUCAAGCCUCCCGCAGCGCGAGCCAACUACCGCUCCGCCCUAGACGCGCUUGUCCGCAUCUCCAAGUCGGAAGGUGUUCCAGCCCUGUGGGCCGGUGCCUUGCCGACAGUCGUGCGCGCGAUGGCCCUCAACGUCGGUCAAUUGACCUUCUUUGCGGAGUCCAAGGCUCAAUUGAAGGCCCACACCAAUUUGUCGGCCCAGAGCCAGACCUUUGCCGCCUCUGCGAUCGCCGGUUUCUUCGCCAGCUUCCUCUCGUUGCCAUUUGACUUUAUCAAGACUCGUCUGCAGAAGCAGCAGAAGGAUCCCUUGACCGGCAAGCUGCCGUACAAGGGCCUGCUGGACUGCGCGCGCAAGGUGGCGCAAGAGGAGGGCUGGUUGCGAUUCUACCGCGGCUUCGGCACCUACUAUGUGCGGAUCGCUCCUCAUGCGUUAGUUUCCCCACCCCCAAGACUUUCUUAUCGCGUAGUGCUGUCACUAACCCCGCGGAUCCACCAGCAUGGUUACACUGAUUGUCGCCGACUAUCUCAACCUCAUCACCAAGUAGUGUGUUCGAGGUGAUUUCCGAAGUGGUUUCUUAUUGAGUAUUUCCUUUUUCUUUUUUUUUUUUU